UCGAAGUUCUGAAGUUAAAAAAACCAAAGCAAAUUUGAAAAUGAAGAACGCUUCUCUCAAGCUGUCACUCUUGGUUUUCAUUUUGGUCAUCACAUCUAAUCUUGGAGCACAAGCAAGACAUUUCACCGAAGUUGAUGCUAGUUUUGAAGGUGCCGCCGCAAGUCCAGAGUACGUAAGCAUCGGUGACACACUGGGCAAGGCUCUAAGUUGCAAGAGGGACAUCGAUUGUUACUUCAAAUGUCCCGGUCAUAAGGGAGGAUUCUGCAACGAACGCCUUGGCAGAUGUGAAUGUUUGUAAUAUUAAUCACAUUGCAAUCUACUUUAUGGA
Camelina sativa (false flax) is the source of this 328-nucleotide messenger RNA. RefSeq names its product defensin-like protein 259. Lineage: Eukaryota; Viridiplantae; Streptophyta; Magnoliopsida; Brassicales; Brassicaceae. The record is from RefSeq and is a predicted model, not a curated record.